Molecule: messenger RNA, 1202 nt
Organism: Hermetia illucens (black soldier fly)
Lineage: Eukaryota; Metazoa; Arthropoda; Insecta; Diptera; Stratiomyidae
Product: glycine-rich cell wall structural protein 2-like
Exons: 2
Coding region: 140-1093 (317 amino acids)
Source: RefSeq, a predicted model, not a curated record
AUCCAUACCACGGAGAAAUUGUGGAAGUAGCAAUCAAAGCUGAAGGUGAGGUAUAUAUAGAUUUCGUACAAUCAUCACAGGCAUCAGUCGGUAAAAAUCACUUUGGUAUCACGCAGUCACGAAAAGGAAUACAAUCGACAUGAAGAUUUUUGUUUGUUUGUUGGCGGUAUCGAUUAGUCAUGUCUCCGGAGGAUUCCUAGGAUUAGGCGGCGGUGGCGGUGGCGGUGGUGGAGGAGGCCAUGGUGGAGGUGGAAUUAGCUCUGGGCCCUGGGCAUCUGGAGGUAGUUCUGGACCUUGGGCAUCAUCGGGAGGAGGAUCGGGACCAUGGGCAUCAUCGUUGAGUAGUUCAGGACCAUGGGCAUCAUCAGGUGGAGGAGGUUCAGGACCUUGGGCCUCAUCUGGAGGAAGUUCCGGACCAUGGGCCUCAUCUGGAGGAAGUUCUGGACCAUGGGCCUCUGGCGGAGGUGGAGGCGGACCGUGGGCCUCAGGCGGUGGACAUGGUGGCGGCGGCGGUGGCGGUGGCGGUGACGUCCAAAUUGUUAAGGUUAUUCAACAAGAUGAAGGUCAUGGUGGUGGAUUCGGCGGUGGACAUGGGGGCGGUCAUGGCGGCGGUCAUGGUGGUGGUGGAUCUGGAGAUGUGAAAAUCAUCAAAGUGAUUCACCAAGAAGCAGGUGGUUCUGGAGGUCAUGGCCAUGGUCAUGGUCAUGGUGGAGGUUCAGGACUUGGAGGCGGUGAUGUGAGAGUGUUCAAAAUUAUUCACCAAGAUGUUGGCAGCGGAGGACAUGGCGGUGGAUUUGGAGGUGGUCAUGGCGGUGGAUUUGGAGGUGGUCUUGGCGGUGGAUUUGGAGGCGGCCAUGGUGGUGGAUUUGGAGGCGGCCAUGGUGGUGGAAGCGGAGGAGGCGCCGGUCAUGUGAAAAUCAUCAAAGUUAUCAGUUCAGAUAAUGGUGGUUCAGGAUCAUCCGGAUGGCAACCCAGUGGAGGCGGCUGGCAAUCAGGAGGCGAUGGCUGGCAAUCUAGCGGAAGCAGUGGUGGCUGGCAAUCGGGUGGUGGAGGCGGCGGUUGGCAAGCUGCUGGAAGUGGAGGUUGGGAUUGAGCCGAGACAAUAGAUGCUGUUAUUACAUUCAUUGUUACCCCAUUUUUGUAUAUAGUACUGACGAAUUUGCUUUUUGGCAAAAAUAAAUCAUUUCAUUGUUAAAGUUUAA